AUGUUUCCACCUGACGUGACGGCGCCCCGAUUAAUCGGAAUAUUUCCGGUACAUGAGCGAGCGUAUGCGGAAUGCCGCAAGGAGAAUGGGAAGGCGAAGAAGUUUGCGUGUCCGUUCGUCGAAUGCGGCAAAUCGUUUGCGACGCGCGGCGGCGUCGCCGAUCAUCUGAACGAGCGGCACACCGGCGAGCGGCCGUAUCGCUGCGAGACGUGUCGGCAGGAUUUUGCGGCGCGCGCGCGAUUCGCGGUGCACUUGAAGAAGUACCAUCAGAUGAGCAUCAAAUCCUACAAUUUUGUUGGCCAACAAUUGAAUAUCGCGAGAUUUCAAUGA
This is a messenger RNA of Caenorhabditis bovis, 330 nucleotides long. The record is from the annotation of a GenBank genome assembly. NCBI's taxonomy places the organism in Eukaryota, Metazoa, Nematoda, Chromadorea, Rhabditida, Rhabditidae.